Bactrocera tryoni is the source of this 1155-nucleotide messenger RNA. Its product is annotated as zinc finger BED domain-containing protein 4-like. NCBI's taxonomy places the organism in Eukaryota, Metazoa, Arthropoda, Insecta, Diptera, Tephritidae. The record is from RefSeq and is a predicted model, not a curated record. The transcript is spliced from 3 exons. The coding region runs from base 1 to 1155 and encodes 384 amino acids. Gene Ontology annotation, molecular function: protein dimerization activity.
AUGGGGCACCUAAAAAAUAUUCAUAAGGCAGCUUUCCGAGAGCUUACCGAUGAUGGCUCAACAAAAAUUACGGAUUCUUUACCCUCAACAAGUUUUAAAUCUAUAAAGGAACUCACUAAAGAAGCAGAUAGAAGUGACGCCUUGAAAGAACCUGAAAAUAAAACUGUUGGUCCACCAAAACGCCAAAAAACUAUUCAAGCUAGUUUUGAAGGGAUUUAUGCUUUCUCGGCCAAUGGUGACAAAACUAUUAAAAUUAAUAAUGCCUUAGUAUAUAUGGUGUGUAAGGAUAAUCAGCCAUUUACUAUUGUAGAGAACGAAGGCUUUCGCAAUUUGCUUAAAGUGAUUGAGCCGCGUUAUAAACUUCCCCAUAAAACAACACUCACUCGUUGGGUUGAUGACAAAUACGCCGCCCUAUCAGGAAUCAUCCGUGAAAAGUUGUCGGGCAUUGAAAAUCUGACUUUGACAACUGACAUGUGGUCAGAAUCGAUGUCCAUGAGGAGCUUUCUUGGAGUCACAGCUCAUUUCUUGGUGUUGGCAGUGCCUACUAGAUGGAAUAGCACAUAUUAUAUGAUUGAGCGAUUCAUCGAACUUCGUGAGAUUGUUAACAAUAUAAUCAUCAGACACAAAAAUGCACCAGCUAUGCUGCAUGCGUCAGAACUUGCACAUCUAAGUUCAGUUCUACAGGUACUACGUCCAAUAGAAGCUGCUACGAAGGAGGUCUCAGCCACGGUAUUGGACCCCAGAUUCAAGAAAAUGCAUUUUACGGAUCCGCUUGCAUGCUCUGCUGCUGUAGGAAAAAUAAAAGAUCUCAUGAAAGCCGCAGCCCACAACACGACCAAAGAUUCGGAGUCAUCGGAACUUUCUGAUAAAAAUGAGAAUAACUAUUCAUUGUGGGAGGACCACCACAAGCUAGUCCACAAAAGUUGGAAAUUGUCAAAGGCCGAUGACACUAUUUCUGAUGAGCUGGCCAUAUAUCUACGUUGCCCAGUGGGUAGACUCACUGAAAACCCAUUGGAAAUUUGGAAGGACUUGGAGAUACAGCUCCCACAAUUGAAGCCAAUCGCAUAUAAAUAUCUGACCAUGGUGGGAACGUCAGUCCCGUCAGAGCGACUGUUUUCAAAAAGCGGCCCAAAUCGUAACUCAGCAGAGAAAUAG